Messenger RNA from Xyrauchen texanus (razorback sucker), 1695 nucleotides. It is a transcript of the gene dnajc9, whose product is annotated as DnaJ (Hsp40) homolog, subfamily C, member 9. The transcript has 6 exons. The record is from RefSeq and is a predicted model, not a curated record. Gene Ontology annotation, molecular function: heat shock protein binding. NCBI's taxonomy places the organism in Eukaryota, Metazoa, Chordata, Actinopteri, Cypriniformes, Catostomidae. Gene Ontology annotation, cellular component: nucleus; cytoplasm. Bases 130 to 888 code for a protein of 252 amino acids.
UUACAACGCGCCAAAGUUUUUGGCGCGACCUGCUGUAAAAAGUGUUUGCUGUUGUCUGUGCAUAAGGCAGGUGGUUCCGUUUCAGUCCUUGUGUGUUGUCAUUUAUAAUUGUUACUAAAACUCUCAGUCAUGUUAUUGCUGGAGCAGUGUGAAGAGCUCUUUAAGACCUCUAAUCUGUAUGAAGUCCUGGGUGUCUGUAAAGAAGCAUCAGAUGCAGAGAUCAGACGUGGCUAUUAUAAAGUCUCUCUGCUGGUACAUCCUGAUAGAGCUCCAGAUGAUGAGUUAGCCACCACCAAAUUCCAGGUGAUGGGAAAGGCAUAUGCUGUGUUGGCCGACAAGGAACAAAGGGCGGUUUAUGAUGCGCAAGGAAUAGUGGAUGAGGAGUCAAACACCCUCGAUCAAGAUCGCAAUUGGGAGGAGCAUUGGAGAAGACUGUUUCCCAAGAUUACAAUACAAGAAAUAUUGGACUUUGAGAAACAGUAUAAAGGCUCUGAUGAAGAGGUGGAGGACUUGAAAAGACUGUACCUACUACAUGAAGGAGACAUGGAUCUGGUCAUGGAGUCUGCUCUGUGCUGCACUUAUGAAGAUGAACCACGUGUCCAUGACAUACUGCAGAAAGCCAUUGAUGCUAAAGAUGUGCCGGCCUUUAAUGCUUUCAUCUGUGAGAGUGUCAAGAAGAAGAACAACCGCAAAAGAAAGGCUGAAAAAGAACAUAAAGAGGCAGAGGAAAUGCAGAAAGAGAUCGGCAUGAACAGCGAGGACAGUCUGGUGGCUAUGAUAAAGCAAAGACAAAAGUCUAAAGAACAUGGAUUUAACUCCCUCAUCUCAGAUCUAGAGGCCAAAUACUGCAAGAAGCCAGCAGCGGGAAAAAGGGGCAAGAAAAAGUGAACAAUGGAACUGAUAAUAAUCAAAGGAAACUUAAAAUGGCCCUUUGUUAGCCAUAAAAACCCAUUUGAUGAUGCAUGUUUGACAAAUAACAAGAAAUUCAUGGUUGUGGAUUUAAAUAAUUAAUGAUUGAUUGAAAUAUUAUUGCAAGUUUGCCACUGUUUUGAACAUAUUUUUCAUGUUUAUUUGUAUUUAAUAUAUUAUUGAUAAGGUAACAUGAUCAUUUGAAUAUAAUAAAAUCAAUUCACAGGCUUUCUCAUGUGUGUUACGAAGUUCAAUUGUUGAUGAUUUGACCCGAUCCUGGAUUUUUCUAUUCCUGGAAAAACAUCUGUUAUAGCAACUGGUCCAUAGUCUUUAAAAUAAACAGGGUUAGGUCAUACCUUCGUUAGCAGAUGUAAUACUGGAAUUCUCUCCCAGCCACUGGAUACUGGUAUGAGAGCACCCAUUUGAAGAGGAGGUCAUAAUAAUUUUGUAUUCUAGGCCUAAUAAUAAUUUAAAUCACUACAAUAAAAUUAUUUGUGAAGAUGAUCUAAAUAGGAUUAAGAUCUAUGACAUUGAAAAUCAAAAGUCAGUACAUAUAAUUGAAGUUACACAUUUAUUCCCAACUUGUCAGCAUUUUUUCUAUUUUGUCUGCUAUGGCAGUUUCCUUUUUAAAACUGCGGUCUCGUUUGGCCAGUUUUGAUGUUGACUGCUCUCACAAAAUAAAUGUAUAUGGAUAUCUCCAUUAAUAUACAUUUAAUGUAUAGCUCCAAGGGUUCACAUACAUUUUCCACAGCACUGUACAUGGAUGUGUUCAAUAAAGACAUAAAU